Homalodisca vitripennis (glassy-winged sharpshooter) is the source of this 509-nucleotide messenger RNA. RefSeq lists its product as uncharacterized. The transcript has 2 exons. The record is from RefSeq and is a predicted model, not a curated record. Bases 162 to 509 code for a protein of 115 amino acids. NCBI's taxonomy places the organism in Eukaryota, Metazoa, Arthropoda, Insecta, Hemiptera, Cicadellidae.
UUUCAAGGCGGCGCCAGAUAUGCGUCAUUCGGCAAGCACCGAUUGUUUGACGUUCGGCGAACUAGUUGUCUUGCUAUUUGCCGAUUAACGAGCAGACGUCUACACACAUGUGAGGUUUUCCGAGCACGUGUUCGUUCUGGGAAUAGCAAAUAAUCGUCAACAUGGAUGUCGAUGUUGAUGAUGCUCUUCUUGCUUAUCACGCUUUUAUAAUUUUAACUGGAGGAUAUUUACUGCUAAAAAUGAAAAGGAAACCUAGAAGAAGGAGAUGGUGGGCGGUAUCCGUAAAUCGUAAUAGAAGCCAGUACAGCGGUACAAACUUAUUAGCAGAUUUGUUAAAAGAGCCUUCUGGACAGUUCCAAAACUUCUGUAGAAUGUCUAAUGAAGAUUUUAGUUCACUACUAGCAAAAGUAACACCUUUGAUUGCUAAGAAAGAUACAAAGUGGAGGAAAGCAAUACCACCGAAUGAACGUUUAGCCAUAACCUUAACGAUUCCUAGCAACAGGAGAUAG